AUGGCCCAGACAAUUGACCAGGUACUGUUUGAGUGGCUCGAGGCGGCGCCGCGGGUGCCUCGCCGAGACCGGCAGACGCUGCUGCUCAAGGAACUCAUGUCUCUGCACGCUCUGCAACCCAUUUUCCUGAACGCAAGAGAGGCAGACAAAGAGGAAACAGAGCCGCGUAGCUGGCAGGACAAUCACACACAGGCCGUAGCGAAGGUGAGCGCAGCACUGCGCCGUACAUUUCUUGAUACUGUAGACACUGUUGUUGCACGCCAGCUCGCAGAGUCACUAUCGGUGUCCACCGACAUAGACCUGCUGUAUGGAGCACUGGAUGCUCACUGUAUCAUGUUGCUCCACGUCGCCGGGGAUGGUCCGCGUCGACCAGCACAGCAGCUGCGAGGCGUGGAAGAUAUCAUCAACGAACUUAGUGAGUUUCAGGAGUCCGUGCUGCUUCUUCGUGUCGAGCAUCCCUCCUCCAAACAAAUUUCUCCCGCCGCCGCUUCGCCACCCACCCCAGUCAAAGGUGUGUCGCAGGUGAAGAGCUGGGUAGAGCAGUGCACCGCGGAGCUUAAAAUCGGCACCCAGGUGACCUACUACGCCGACGUUGAAUGCACACACGCCUUCUUUGAUGUACGAAGCGUCUUUCUUUUCUCUGCCGAUGGCGCCAAGGUGGAGCGUAUUUCGAGAGAGCUGCUGCCCCGCGGCGGCCACCAUCUCAACGAUGUACUGCACAGCGUCCGUUUCGGUGGCUUUUGUGUGGAGUAA
Molecule: messenger RNA, 753 nt
Organism: Leishmania braziliensis MHOM/BR/75/M2904
Lineage: Eukaryota; Euglenozoa; Kinetoplastea; Trypanosomatida; Trypanosomatidae
Exons: 1
Coding region: 1-753 (250 amino acids)
Source: RefSeq, a predicted model, not a curated record